Molecule: messenger RNA, 2143 nt
Organism: Pundamilia nyererei
Lineage: Eukaryota; Metazoa; Chordata; Actinopteri; Cichliformes; Cichlidae
Product: heterogeneous nuclear ribonucleoprotein U-like protein 2
Exons: 12
Coding region: 141-1871 (576 amino acids)
Biological process (GO): alternative mRNA splicing, via spliceosome
Cellular component (GO): nucleus
Molecular function (GO): RNA binding; protein binding
Source: RefSeq, a predicted model, not a curated record
UGGGAGCGACAGCUCGGUCCCCGCCCUGCUCCUUUAAAUACCCGUAACGGGGUCAGUACAGCAGACAGACAGUGGGAUGUGCUGAGCUGCUUCUUUCAGCGUGGGUACUCUAACCGUGUAUCUGGUGUUCGUACUGCGUCAUGGAGCUGGACCGGCGGCUACUGCUGGCGCACUGCACGGCUCACGCUCUCUCGGUAGCGGCGGGCUUGCUGGUGGUGGUCCCGAUGGCUCUGAACGGUUCCGCUUUCAAAGGCCGCUGCGCCCUCUUUUCCAGUGGAUACUGGAGGACGGAUGAGCAGGUGGAGCCGACGGGCACGACGGGAGUCGUGGAUCACCUGGUGGUGCAACAGUGGGGGCCGCCGGCAGCCUGCCAGUUCGCCACUUUUGUGGGCAUUUUCACGGUGCUGUACGGAGCUGCGCAGGGCUGGAGGUGCCUCUUCUAUCUGCAUGGACAACAUGACGACACUCUGUUUUCGUCCUUCCUCACGGUCCUGCUGAGCGUGUGCGUGUUCUUCCUGUCUGGAGGAGCCAGUGUCAUCCUGUCACUAGGACUCAGCUCCUGGUGCGACGUUGUGACAGAAAACGACACACAGCCAUUCAGCUGUGCAGAGUCCCAGUCUGUGCCGCUUUACCUGGACGUGGACACUUCAUCUUUCUUCACAGAGCUCAGUCUGGCGCAGGCGUCGCUGUGGCUUGUGACGGCUCUGUGGCUGGUUCACUCCAUCCUGGCUUUCCUGCGGCUCUACCACUCUCACAGCCAGCACAUCAGCGGGCCCUGUCUGCACCGGGAGAAGGAGAUGCUGCUGGGACACAGUCCAUCAGCCAAAUCACCACAGCCCCCUGCGGAGAGGAGUGAGGCAGAGGAACAAGAUGAAGAUAAAGUCAGACUAGAUAAAUAUGGCUCUCACCUGCACUUCGAGGUGAGUCCUGAUGGAUCCUCUGGCCAGCCGCGGUUCUGGGCUCAAUUCCCCCUGCUGUGGUCAGGCUGCAGGCUCACCCAUGGGGUGCAGCAGGGCAGGGUGGGCUUUGAGGUGAGGCUGGAGAGGAAACUGUUGACUGCACAGCCAGAUGACCAUGAAGUCAGGGAGCCAUAUGGAUUGAGAGUUGGCUGGUCAGUGGCCGUAUCCUCUAUGCUGCUGGGUGAGGAUGAACUCUCUUUUUGUUAUGAUGGACGUGGUAAAAAAGUGUCAGAUAGAAAGGAAGAGAACUUUGGAGAGCCUUUUUCGGAGGGGGAUAUCAUCGGCUGUUAUGCUUCUUUCUCCUCAGAUGGCGCUGUCGAGCUCUCUUUCCAUAAAAACGGUCGUUUUGUAGGAGUGGCCUUUUCCACGGACACCUCGGUGCUACGGGGUCGUGCUCUGUUCCCUCAUGUCCUCUGUAAGAGCUCAAAGUGUCAGGAGACCAAAUGCAACAUCCUCUUCUCUGCACUCCGUCACAAGCUGCGGCUGUUCACAGGCUUCAGGCGUCGGGUGGUGGUGGUGUUUCCCUCAGGCAACGAGUGGAAAAGGCGACUGUCGCAGCACCAGAUGAGAGACGGUGAACACAUCCCAGAGACCGCCCUGCUCAAAUUACAAGUGAGCUGCAGUCUUCCAGAGCAGCAGGAUGACCUCCUGGAGGAGUUGCAGUAUGUCGAGCUGCCACAGGAAAAGGCGCUAAAGCUCCUGCAGGAGUAUAAAGAUGAGGCCCGCAGACUGCUACCCCCCGUCCCCAAACAUGAGAAGACACGGCGACUUUACAGGAAAAGACCCCACCCUCACGGUCCUCCAUCCUCUCACAGGAGCGGCAUGCAGACAUGGAGUCAGCCGCCAAGAUACUGGAGCGUGCCUUAUCAGGAUCAGGGGUAUUACUACAGCGCGUACCAGAACUACUCAUGAGCGAACCUGGAGCAAGAGGACUCGAAUAAUGCUGCUGCAUUACCAGUGAUUACAUAACACCAACACUGCUGAGGUUUUAUUAUAUGGAACUGCACACUCCCUGCUCAAACAUAAUCAGUGUCAUAUUUUAUCUUUUAUGAAAAGACAUGGACACUUUAGGUUUUUAUUCAAAAUAUUUUAAUACAUUUUUACUUGUUCUUGCUGUACAGUGUAUAAAUGAAUUACACAGUACUGAAUUAUGAGUAACCUGUAAAUAAAACCCCAAACUUCAA